Gymnodraco acuticeps is the source of this 3209-nucleotide messenger RNA. RefSeq names its product A-kinase anchor protein 13-like. Gene Ontology annotation, molecular function: MAP kinase scaffold activity; guanyl-nucleotide exchange factor activity. NCBI's taxonomy places the organism in Eukaryota, Metazoa, Chordata, Actinopteri, Perciformes, Bathydraconidae. Gene Ontology annotation, cellular component: membrane; actin cytoskeleton. The record is from RefSeq and is a predicted model, not a curated record. Gene Ontology annotation, biological process: positive regulation of canonical NF-kappaB signal transduction; regulation of Rho protein signal transduction; adrenergic receptor signaling pathway.
ACUCAUCCAAAAUAGUCCCAAUGAUGAACCUUAGCUUAAGUUGUUAAUACAUUUACAAGAAAUAGCAGCCUGGAUAAUUAAGGGCUAUUUUACAUCUGAAAAAGUACUUUAUUUAGUUUUAAAAAAGAUGCAUUUUUAAAGACACCCAGUGCAAACAGGGCUUAUAAUAGCCCAGACUCCUCCCCCGGAGUUGUCCUGGGAAACACUAACAACUGAGAGAAGAAACUGUGAGAAACUGGAGGAAAGUGCUCUCAAAGCUCCUGUACCUGCAGGUGUGAGACCCUCCGUCGCUCAUACAUUUUUAUUUUACAGUUAAAAGUAGUUUUUAAAGGACUUAAAAACUGCCGGUCCAUCGUCCCGGAGGAAUAUUAAUAUGCAACCAAAAGCUGCUUCACUUCUCUGAGAUCAAAGUGUCCAGGGACAUGAAACUCAAUCCACAGCAAGCUCCUCUCUAUGGGCGUUGUGUCAUCACGGUUCAGCUCGCUGAUGAAGAGCUGGCUGAGGAUGAGGAUGGCGUGGAUUACUUCCUGCUGUUCGCUGGCAGCACACAGAGACACUUGACCAGCACCCUAAGGAGCAGCCAUGACACCCUGCAGGCGCUGUGUCCCGCCCACGACUGCUGCGAGGCGGUGUUUGUCACCCUGUGUUCAGCGGGCCGCGGCCCCCCCGAGGAUCUGAACCCGGGUCAUGUGACGCCGCUGGGCGAGCAUCGAUUCAGCUUCGUCCAGGAUUUGGCUUUUGACAUGGCCCAGUUCCUGGUGAGCACCGCGGGGCGCUCUGACGGCCUCGAUGGCGCUCUGCUGCUGGACGAGUGUCAGAUUCCCCUGCAGGAGUGUGAGCGUCUGGACGAGAGCCUGGAGCUGGCUCUGCACCACCUGCUCCUGCCGCCAGGGUGGAGCUUACUGGGCAACAAACUCUCCAACAGCACUGACCUGGAUCCUCAGGAGACUCUGCUCCACUUCUCCGCUCGUCGGGGUCUUUAUCGGGUCACACACUUCCUUCUGCAGCAACCUGGAGCGAGAGAAGCUCUGCGAUUGGUCAACAGACAAGGCCACACCCCCUCCGCUGUUGCAGAGCUGAGAGGAAACGAACGCCUCGUCGAGCUCCUCAAACAGGCUGAGACGGACAGAGACACUGAGAGCAUCCAGCCGGUGUGCACGGACGCACGGGUAGUCUGCCACCUCCCCAGGCUGAACACACACACCCUGACGCUAAGGAUACACCCCGGCCUCGACCCCCCGACCCUCCAGAGGAGCGUGGAGCAGCUGCUGCACCUGAAACACCAUCUCAAGGGGGUUUCGGUACUGGAGCUGCACUUUGAUUCUCUGCACACAGCAGCUGAAUGUUGUGAUGGUGUGGAGGAGAUAACCUGUCAGGAGCGACUACAGCUGUCGGAGAGCUCGGAUACAACAAGCUGGGUGGAAAGCUGCUCCGUGGAAAGCAGCAGCAGUGUUGAUUGUGGACAUGGUGAGACUGGGAGUGCUGAGAGAGACUUGGGUUUGUCUCUAAGCGCUUCAACGUCAGACACACGGCCUCAGGAGCAUGGCCUCGGACCCCGGGUGUGUCCACGUUCAAACACUGAGAGAGAUUACUGCCAACCGGAGCAGGAGGGAAGAGGGCAGCCUGUGGUUCCCACCCAGAGUUUGAGCAGUGAAGCAGCAGCAGAAGAGGAUAGCCUCACUGUGGGAAUCUUUCUACCACCAACUGAAGGCAGUGAUAAACAGGCGGAGGAAACUGAUAAAGACGAGGCUGCGAUCUGGGAAGGACAGGAGGUCGAGGAGGGAAAGGACAGAUCAGAGCAGGAAGCAGAGGAAAGCACAGUUAGAAAGAGGGAGGAGGACACGGAGUCAACAGAUCCCAUAACGCCCUGUGGAGACGCAAAAACCUCAAUCAUGGGCCAGUCGCCGUCGUCAGAGGGCUCCGAGGUUUCUGACGCCUCUGACUCUGAAAUUAAAGAGUGCUGUGAGGAAGGAGGGACUAAUGGGGACGUCUCUUUAGAGCAGGAAGGGUUAACAGAGCUUGACCCCAGUCCAACACUGAUAGACGGCGCUGAUGUAAUCAAGGAGCCUCAAUCUGCUCUCUCGAUAGAAGGCCUCCACGAGGGGGAACCUCCACCAGACACGAACAGCCUGGAACAAAACCAGGAAACAGCUGGUCGGGAUUACGCUACAGAGCAGCAGCAGGCAACAGAAACAGGUUGUCAUUCUGGGAGUGUGACGGCAAGCGAAGGAGAGGUAGACGAUGAAGUCGUUCCUUCCGGAUGCAGCGCGGAAAGUUUGUCAAUGGACGAUCCUGAGGACACCGCUAAUUGCGUGGCUCCUGCUAACUCCAUGGAGGAUUUACGAGCUGAUCCAUCACCCGACCUCAUCCCCAGCUCCAGUGACACACACGCUGAUCGAGAUCCAGAGAUGAGCCGUGGCAUCUCCAGCGAUGACGAUGAUGGUAGUUUCCGAUCGGUGGGAAGCUCCACAACGGAUAUAUUCCACCCGUCUCAGGAUGAUGCUAGUGUGGGGGAUCAGGGCACAGUCCAGAGUGCUGUAGAAGGUGUUUCCUCAACAGGGUUAAAGAUGGAGGAUGAUUCAAGAGAAGGCGAAAGCAAUGGACCAACCGUGGGUGAGACGGACACUUUGACAUUAACGGACUGCAGCCACACUGAGCCAGAAUCACAACCCAACUUCCAGACAAAGGAGGCGUUGAAUCCUGAGGGAGACGUAGAGCAACUUGCUGCAGAACUUUCCAAAGUGGAUCUAUUAUUGUGUGAAAGUGGAGACGCUCCGAUGACGGUUGAAGACGCCGAGACUGAGCAUUUUGCAUCAGAGGACGCCAGCAGUGUUUUAUUUAUUAUAUCUCCUGCAGAAGAAAGUGAAGCAAUUAGCUCAAAUGACACCAGUGAAGCAUCUGCAGCUGGAAAGAGUGGAGACGUGGAAUCGGGGCGACCCAAACAGGAUAAUUCAGCGGAUGAAAGGUCACCUGAUGAGGGAUUAAGGCACUCAGAGGAUCAGAUCGAUGCGUCUUUAUCCGACGGUGUCACUCCGCUGAGCAAUGAAGCAUCCGGCGGACCUGAUGCUGAGACUCUCGACUCAUUGGACGGAGGACCACAAAGCCCCAGCGGUGCACUUCAAGAGGGCGAAGUCAUCGUGUCUGAAGAAGCUGUUGUUGCUGCAGGAGAGGAAGAUGAUGUUCGCUCAGAGGAAACACACAGCUCUACG